AUGCUUCAUAACGCUGACGCGAUGAAUCCCGGUGGAGGCACGUCAUGUAGAUUAUGCGAUGCUUCAGAUGCUGUUCAAGGCGGUAUUGACACGCCGAGUCGCGAGUACGAAGCAGUUAUCUGCGCGCAGCUUCGAAGGCUUAUCGAGAACGGGCAGGUUGCAUGGCGGCGCUCGAUGAGUCUCUGGUACAUUCUGCUUCGUAGCGCUACAUUUGAGCAGAACAAGGCUAUAUGGGUUGCUUGCGCCAUGCUUAUCACUUCGUGUGUGCUGCAUUCCCUCGCGCGGGUUAUUAUCUGCACGUGUGUAUUCAUUGUUAUCUACUUUCUUUACAUACUACUGCAAGGGUAUCUGUUUUGGAUGCGCAUGACAGAGGUAAAGUACCGCACGGCGAACGUUAUGGCUGAGGUUAUUCACCGAUGGACUUCACGCAUCGGAUCAGCGAAGCAACCCAGUCAGACUGCACAGGAGCGGCGUAUUCUGUUCAUUGAAUGCUUUGCACAGCUCCCUUUAAAGGCGUUUCGGAUGGUCGCCAUCGUUGAUUCUCGCACCCAACGCCUCAAGCACAUCCAGAAGUGUCUUAUGGUAAAAGGUGCCCGACGACUGGACGAGGCGAUGCUCAGGGCACGUCGCUAUGUGGAGCCAGUUGGCAUCUGUAAACUUGUCGACGUUAUGCGGAUUGCGCUAGAAAACAACGCGAUUGUACUCAAAUCCCUUACAGACAAGUGCAAGCCACCACGCCUACCCAACUUAUUUAUCUCCGCCACCGAAUUCAUUGAGGACGAGGCUACAACAGAUGAAAGUGACGGGGAGAACGACUCACGUACCCCCGCGCUCGGCGGUGCCGGUGGGAUCUCCACAUCCGCCUCGCAGCAGAUGGAGUACUUUACCCAUCGUGUGAUGCUCUUCUUGUGGGUUGCUGGUUUGAUUAUUACCGUCGGCGUGGGUCUGUUUCGUUACGCCACAGGAAGGACCACCCUUUACGAGGGUGUCUUUCUGAACCCCCCUGUUGCCCUGCUAGGGCUACUGCCAGUGAAUGCCAUUGUGCUUAAUCGUUUUCUUGUGCUCUACGCGAACAUCUCAUUAGAUAAGCUCUUCCAUUUGUUGGUGUCAAAACGCACGCAUUUCCUCGAUGACCGUUUGCCACGCUUCUCGUUCUGGUCUACGCUGUACACAGCGCUGCGUGUUUUUUUCCGUGUUGAGCCGAAGUGUGGGGGCCGCAAUCCCCUCGUGUUCUCCAUCUCCCUUGUGGAUGUACUGGCAAUGGCCUCCGUCAUCGCAAUGCUGGAUCAGGAUGGCAUUGUAACCGAUAUGGUGCCGCUGCCUGUUGAGGUUCUGAUGCUGAAGCCACCACCUGAAGCGGCGAGCUCCUCCAGCGAUAGCGAGGACGAUAUCAUGGACUGCCUGACGGGGAGCGAGGAAGUCGAGGUGAGGGAGCGGCGGCGCAAUAUGAAGAAGCAGGUCAGACGGAACAAAUUUCAGGCAAACCGUCUCGUGACACUGCGUUUCACUCAGAGCGCCAAAGAGGACCUCGCAGUGGAGUUUGCCGAUGCGAAGGAUAUGCAAAAGUAUCAGAUGCACGUCCGCCCGAUUUGUCUUGGGAUUCUUGUGCACGCCUUGGCUAAGCCUUCGAUGAACUUGGAGACGUGGACGGAGCCAUUUCGUUUUGUGGACCGCUCGCUGCGUUGGUGUCGGGCGAUGCACUGGAUACCGCGUGCGUAUGGUUUCUCAGAUAGCGUCGCGGAAGGGUUUUUAGUGAUCUUACGCAUCUUCAACAUCGAGACCUGUGCUAGUACAGGCUACCGCAAUCAGACUCCAGAGCAGUCGUGCUCGCUCCUGCUUGAGGACAGCGAUAGAAUUCUUCAUGUUUUCACCAUUGGUACCCCGCACAUGGUCACGAAGCACUGCACCACGUACUGGACCGGCACCACAGUGGAUGCGUUCCACAAAGAGGAAAAGAUUGAGGUGAUGCAUACUGGUAAGCGCCAGUGGGAGGAUAUGAUGUGCUAUGAGACCGUCGCACUCGCCCACCGAGUGCUUCCCGAGCGUUACCGGUCUUUUGUUAGCACGCUGCCACGGGACCCCCGACAGCACCGCGAGUAUUUCUUCUGUGAUGGUGAGGAGGUCAAUGGCGACUCCUGGAAGAAGGUUCUGACGGAGCGUGGCGCGCCGCACCCGCAGCGUGGGAUGAAAGGUUCUGACAAGGAAGCUCACUGUGUAAAGAGCCAUGAGCAAGCCAGCAAGGUCCUCUACGAUAUCAUGGAGGGCGGCUGCUGUGAGCACAGGGAUGAUGGUGUCCAGACGGCGCACCUCGGAAAGAGGGGUUGCGUGCAACACCAUCGCAGUGCAAGCUUUUCGGCACCUACGCUGCCCUCGCGGCAUAGCACGCAACGCCUGAUGCCGCCCCGGUCGUUGUCCUUCGGUGAUCAGCCCAGCGAGAAAGCAGGUGCCCUGGAGGAGGACGACUGCCUGACACCUAACACCUUCAUCCGUCUAAUGGCCACGACCUCACACACUUUUCUCGGUCUCGUCGCGCUGAGGGACUCUGUACGACCUAACGUCCAGACCUCGAUGGCGAUGCUUGACGAGGCCGGCGUGCGGUGUAUGUACUUUGUGGCGGGGAACAAGCGCCGGGCGCACAGCUUCGGGUCCCGUGUAGGACUCGAGACGGACUGGAAUUGCUGUAUUUCCCUGAAAGGGGACUCCGUUGCGCUCGAUCCGCACAGUAUUCGUGCCCAGCUGCCCUUCGGCAUCAAGUCCAUCCGAAAGCACAUUCUCCACGUCGACCCCAUCCCGCUGCAGGUGAAUCUGUUCUCACAUGCACACGGCGUCGCGACGCGGGCGAUGCUCUCCAUCCUGCAGGACAAUCACGAAGUCGUUAUCGCAGUGGGUUCUGUGUUCAACCACAGCAACGUCAGGAGCUUUAUACAAGCGGAUCUCGCCAUCGGCGUGCUGCCCACACGGCGCGGCCUGAACGCGGACAAGGAGCACAGUCUCAAGCGAAGUCGGAUUGUCGAGCCGUCUGAUUUUUCCGCCACCAACACCCUUAAUCGAGACCUUCCGCUCUAUCGCAACAUCGCCGAGUUGAUUGGAUGCGCUUGCACUCUGCGCUCGCCGCCGACAACGUCGGUCUUGCCCAUCUUAGUGACCAUGGUGCGACAGGCACGGUUGCGUCUCAGUGGCAUCAGUAACUGCAUCGAAUUCAUUCUACACGCGAACGUGUUCGUUGUGAUGGUCAAUACCAUCGCCCUACUGGUGUGUGGGUUUCUUCUUCUGGAGCCGAUUGUCGUGGUCUUCGAGCUGAACCUCAUUCUACCCAUCUUGGCGUUGGCCUGUACUCACACGGCGCACUCCAGCGCUGAUAUCAUGAAGACCAUGCCAUCGCGCGUCAACUAUUUUGUCCGGCUCGCUAUCUUCAAGCACAGCGCCGUGGUGUGGGGGUUGCGAUACCUCCCUUCCGUGGCUGGGAUUCUCGCGCUUGGGCUUACCGCCGCCGGGCGCCUCUGCGAGGGCGGGGUGCCGAGUCUCGCGCGGAACCCCCCAGACCGCUGUGUGCACGCCGCGCGAGGCUACGUCUGCUGGACGCUAAACUACUGGCUCCUUCUGCACGGCUGGACGCAUCUCAGCCGGCACCACCCCAUCACCCUCGGCCUCCCGCACCGGCUCUGCCACGGCCGGCCCUCACCUCACCACCGAUCUGCGCGUUUUCUCAAAGUGGGCGCCCUCGUGGUGGGGCUCACGUUGGGGCUCGUCCUCGCCAGCACUCCCGGGGCCGCCCUCGGGGCCGCGUUUCUCCCUUCGCCUGCGCAUACUCUCGUUUCGUUGACUUUCCCGGUCGUUUUUUUGGCGUUGGAUGUGCCGAUUAAGCGGUGGCGUGCGCGGCGGUUUUCUCUGAUGCAAAAAUUUCGCAAGUUGAGCUUUGGCACUCGCCUCGGGAUGCACUCCCCACGCGGGGACUACGAGCCGGAGGGGAUGAUGCACGGUGGGGUAGGCUCCACUCACCACGCAGGUGGGGAGCGGGCAGAAGGGGGGGAUGGCGACGAGGCGGUGCGUAUCCCUUUUCGUAAGUGCAUCAGUGAAGCUUUUUACCGGUAUACCACGAUUCGAGGGGGGAAGUUGGAGUUGAAUUGCGUGUGCUGUGAUCACAUCGGUGGUAAUUACGCAUCGUAUCUGACUCCAACAAACAUGUGA
Molecule: messenger RNA, 4188 nt
Organism: Phytomonas sp. EM1
Lineage: Eukaryota; Euglenozoa; Kinetoplastea; Trypanosomatida; Trypanosomatidae
Source: the annotation of a GenBank genome assembly